This is a messenger RNA of Erinaceus europaeus (western European hedgehog), 7967 nucleotides long. It is a transcript of the gene CPEB4, whose product is annotated as cytoplasmic polyadenylation element binding protein 4. The transcript is spliced from 9 exons. NCBI's taxonomy places the organism in Eukaryota, Metazoa, Chordata, Mammalia, Eulipotyphla, Erinaceidae. Gene Ontology annotation, cellular component: synapse; neuron projection; nucleus. Gene Ontology annotation, molecular function: mRNA regulatory element binding translation repressor activity; mRNA 3'-UTR binding; ribosome binding. Gene Ontology annotation, biological process: negative regulation of cytoplasmic translation. The record is from RefSeq and is a predicted model, not a curated record. The coding region runs from base 1431 to 3596 and encodes 721 amino acids.
CAGCCGCGGCUGCGGGACCCGGGCGCCGGGAGGCGGCGGCGGCGACAGCAGAGGGGGGGACGAGGAGGCAGAAGGCGAGAAGAAGAAGUAGAAGCAGAAGAGCCGGGCGGAGUCCGCCGCAGCUACCGCGGGGACUGCGGGACCGGGGCGACGGCGGCGGCCCAGCAACCGUGAGGACAGACAAAAGCCUCCUAAAAUUAGAGUUUCCUUAAAAAACAAGCAAACAAAAAAUCCCGGGGGGGGGGCAGAGAGCGAGCGAGCGAGCGAACGCACGCCCCGGAGAGAGGCCCUUCUCGGUGAGAACAACGGCACCAGUGGGGGGGCUGCUUUGAUUUCUACUACUAUUAUUGUUGUUGUUGUUAUUUUUACCGCCCCCCCCCGACCUCUGUCACCCCCCCCCACCACCACCACCACCGCCCUGCAGAGAAUCGAACUGAGAGCCUGAACGCACCGCCCCUGGGUCCCAUGAGGGAAACACACCCCGGAGCCGCCGCGAGGGGAAGAGGCCGAGCCCGCAGGACCUGCCAGUUCGCCGCCUGGGCCCCCGCGCCCCCGGGCCGCCCGCUCGCCGCGCUCCGGGCCCGCUGAGCCCUCGCCACCUGCCCCCGCCCCACACCCCGGAGACAGCGAGAAACGGGGGGGCUGCCAGCCCAGUUCAUGGGGGAGACGAGGCCGGGGGGCAGCCCAGGAACCGCGAUCGCCCCCAGGUCCGCACCCGAGGCCCCACCUGCGCCCCGAGACCGCGCCGAGGAGCCCUCCGCCUUCCUCCCGCAGCCAGGAACCCCCACCCCCCCAGAUAGCCUAAUAUAAUCUAUAUAUAAAUAUAUAAUAUAUAAUGCCCUUAAAUUAUUCCUGAUUUUUUUUUUUUUAACCAAGCUGCCAAGAAAAAGAUCGUAUUCUCUCUCUCUCUCUGUGAGUCUCUCUCUCUCUCCCUCCUGGAACCCUGAUUCUAAUUUUUAUGUGAAUCUAAAACUGCUGAGGAAGACCAUAUGUGAUUGUUAAAUUAUAUCUAUAAUAUAUAUAUAUAAAUAUAUAUUUUUUACUCCGCACAACGCUUAUUCUUCUACAUCCAUAGAUGCUUGAGAAGCUGUGCUUUUUGUCAUUCAUGUGCAUUUUCCUUUGGAAAAAAGAAAGCGCCUAUUUUACUAACCAAAGACUUGAUUUGUAUCCUCUUGUUUUUGAGCGCCUCCUAGAAUUAAGCCUAGUUGGAUCCAUGUUCACGUUUUGAGAGAUUCUUGAGUGGUUCCCCCCCCCUUUUUUUUCUAUCUGAGACCAGAAUUCCAAAUCAAAUAGCUGCGAUCUCUGAGCUAGCUAUAAAUAAGACACUUCAAACCAAUCUGAGGGGGAGAGGAUAGAGAGGCGUGAGCCGUCAGAUUAUCAUCUUUUUAUUUUAUUUUUUUAUUGUGAGACUCUGAUCCUAAAAAUAAUAAAUGGGGGAUUACGGGUUUGGAGUGCUAGUGCAAAGCAAUACUGGGAAUAAAUCGACUUUUCCAGUCAGAUUCCACCCACAUCUGCAGCCUCCACACCAUCACCAGAAUGCCACCCCCAGCCCUGCUGCCUUCAUAAAUAACAGCACAGCUGCCAACGGCAGCAGCGCCGGCUCGGCUUGGCUCUUUCCUGCUCCGGCGACCCACAACCUCCAGGAUGAGAUCCUGGGGUCAGAAAAAGCCAAAAGUCAGCAGCAGGAACAGCAAGACCGUCUAGAAAAGCAGCAGCUCUCCCCCAGCCCGGGUCAGGAAGCUGGAACCCUGCCAGAGCCGGAGAAGGCAAAAUCAGAGGAGAGCCAGGACAAUUCUUCUGAGAACGGCGGCAGCGGGAAGGAGAAGAUCCGCAUCGAGUCCCCCGUGUUGACAGGGUUUGAUUAUCAGGAAGCCACGGGCCUGGGCACCUCCACCCAGCCCUUGACGUCCAGCGCCUCCUCUCUCACCGGCUUCAGCAACUGGUCAGCCGCCAUUGCGCCUUCCUCCUCGACCAUCAUCAAUGAAGAUGCGAGUUUCUUCCACCAGGGAGGGGUCCCGGCGGCUUCGGCGAAUAACGGUGCUCUGUUGUUUCAGAAUUUCCCCCAUCACGUCAGCCCCAGCUUCGGAGGCAGCUUCUCGCCGCAGAUCGGGCCUCUGUCACAGCACCACCCUCACCACCCUCACUUCCAGCACCACCACAGCCAGCAUCAGCAGCAGAGGAGGUCUCCUGCCAGCCCCCACCCCCCGCCUUUCACACAUCGCAACGCUGCUUUCAGCCAGCUGCCUCACUUGGCGAAUAAUCUCAACAAGCCCCCCUCUCCGUGGAGCAGCUACCAGAGCCCCUCGCCCACGCCCUCGUCCUCCUGGAGCCCCGGCGGCGCAGGCUAUGGUGGCUGGGGAGGCUCCCAAGGCCGAGAUCACCGCCGGGGGCUGAACGGAGGGAUCACGCCCCUCAACUCCAUCUCGCCUCUGAAGAAGAAUUUUGCAAGCAAUCAUAUCCAGCUCCAGAAAUACGCCCGUCCCAGCUCUGCCUUUGCUCCCAAGUCCUGGAUGGAAGACAGCUUGAACAGGGCCGACAACAUUUUUCCUUUUCCGGAUCGCCCCAGGACAUUCGAUAUGCACUCCCUGGAGAGUUCCCUCAUUGACAUCAUGAGAGCAGAAAACGAUUCCAUUAAAGGUCGUCUAAACUAUUCAUACCCAGGAUCCGAUAGCUCUCUGCUUAUUAAUGGUCAGUCCUCACUGUUUCCAAUGGAAGAUGGAUUCUUGGAUGAUGGCCGCGGGGAUCAGCCUCUUCACAGCGGCCUGGGCUCCCCUCACUGCUUCACUCACCAGAAUGGAGAAAGAGUGGAGCGUUACUCGCGCAAGGUGUUUGUGGGCGGACUUCCUCCAGACAUCGAUGAAGAUGAGAUCACAGCCAGUUUCCGUCGCUUUGGCCCUUUGAUCGUGGAUUGGCCACAUAAAGCAGAGAGCAAAUCCUACUUUCCUCCUAAAGGCUAUGCAUUCCUGCUCUUUCAAGAUGAAAGCUCUGUGCAGGCUCUCAUUGACGCCUGCAUUGAAGAGGACGGGAAACUCUACCUGUGUGUAUCCAGCCCCACCAUCAAAGACAAGCCAGUGCAGAUCCGGCCUUGGAACCUCAGCGACAGUGACUUUGUGAUGGAUGGCUCGCAGCCUCUUGACCCGCGCAAGACUAUCUUUGUUGGUGGCGUUCCCCGACCGCUACGAGCUGUGGAGCUUGCCAUGAUCAUGGACCGGCUGUACGGAGGGGUGUGCUAUGCUGGGAUUGAUACCGACCCGGAGCUGAAAUACCCCAAAGGAGCCGGACGAGUUGCAUUCUCUAAUCAACAGAGUUACAUAGCUGCUAUCAGUGCCCGCUUCGUUCAGCUGCAGCACGGAGAGAUAGAUAAACGGGUGGAAGUUAAGCCAUAUGUCUUGGAUGAUCAGCUGUGUGAUGAAUGUCAGGGGGCCCGUUGUGGGGGCAAAUUUGCUCCAUUUUUCUGUGCUAAUGUUACCUGUCUGCAGUAUUACUGUGAAUAUUGCUGGGCUGCUAUUCAUUCUCGUGCUGGCAGGGAAUUCCACAAGCCCCUGGUGAAGGAAGGCGGGGACCGUCCUCGACAUAUUUCAUUCCGCUGGAACUAAGGAUAACUACAGUGCUCCUUUUCAGGCCUCCGAAUAAGUGCACUCUUCUGUUAAUUCUGACCCCCUCCUCGACCUCUCCACGCUGGCAUGUCCUUUCGUAGCUGUCUGUAACUUAACAAUAGUAUACUGAAAAGAAUGGCCUAUAAUAUAGGUGUUUUGUAGAUUCUCUUGUGUCACUGCAAACAGGCUAUGUAUGAACUCCUAUUUCAUAUCGCCAUCGUGCUGCCUGGGAGUGACCUUCUCUUGUUUCACUGGAAGCCAAGAGGACCCAAACUUCCCGCAACAUUUUUCUUAGAGGAGAGAGAGAAAUAUUAAAAAGAGAAGUGAAACAAUAGAGUAUUUUGGGUUUUUAAUUAAAUUAUUGUUGAUAAUAUAACGUAUAAGAGUACUUUUAUGAAAAAAAAUAACCAUGCAACAAUAACACUAUCGUUCUAUCCUGACAACAAUAUUUCCCCCAGGGAAGUGUUUUUUUUUUUUUUUAUUUGUUUGUUUUUGCCUUUCAUCUUUUUUUGGCCUCUCUUUUUUAUUUAUUUUUUAUUUUUUAAAAUUUUCUUGCCAUCCCCUUUUUAUCCUUUAAAAAGCAGUGGAGGAAGUUAGCAAUUAUUAACAGGAAAGAGCAUGUUUAAGCAAACACAAAUGCAUGAGCAAGAUUGAAGCAGCAUUAGAACUAAUUGUAAGAGUUUGGAGGCUGAUGAUAAUUGAAUCUUGCCUCAAAGUUACUACCACAUUGGAAACAACAGCAACCAACAAAAGAUAGUGAAGUAGGCAGAGCUAGGUUUAUUUUCUUUUCCACAACUUUCAAAUUCUAGAAUGUAAAGAAUUGGGUAAAUGUACUACUGAGGGGAGUGCACUUAUUUUUUUUAGACUUAUUCUAUGGUCAUAGCCCCAGGAGCUUACCAAAGCUAGACUUUAUGACAACCGGUGGGAAAAAGUAGCAUUUCCUCUCCUGAAGAACAAAUGUAUAAAUUUUAUUUUUGAUGUCACAUAUAGACUCUAUAUCCUAACUUACUAACACUCACCAGGUGUCAGCCUUUGCUCUCCAUUUUGACGUACAAAACAAAAUGAAGCUGAACUCCAGAGAUACCUCAAGGAUUUCAUUGUUGACUUUGCGUUAGGAAAAGUCAAGUACACUCGGAGCCAAAACUGGAAGGCAAAACCAAUACACAAAUUGGCCGCUGAUUGGCUUAUUUUUUAGAUUUCAAGUUACUCUGGGUAUCCUGUAAUUUAGCUGUAAUAUAGGAAAGGAAAAAAAAAAAAAAGUUAAGUAGUCCCAAAGUGUUUUGCACUGUUGAACUAAGUAACUGUGUACAUCUGUGCAAAGGUACGUAUGUUGAUCUUACUCUUCCUAUAAAAUAAAAUAACAUUGCAGUUUCCGAACUUAGCAUGGGACAUAGACAGUGUUUGAAGUGCCAACUUCAUCAAGUAAUGCAUGCUUUAUUAUAAAUAAAACUCUGGCUUUGAAAGGCAUUAUGUGUUGAACAGUAUGUUUCAGGAGUCUGUUUUGAAAGAGUCUCUUGAAGCCCUGGUCAUGAAAACAAUUUUCAUUUUAAUUGACAUUCUCUUAUUAUUAACUGCCCUGUCCACCACACACACACACACACACACACACACACACACACACACAGAAAGGAUUAUUACCAGUGUGCAAAACAUUCAAAACAACAACAACAACAAAAUUAAAUGGCAACCUUGCUCGCUGUGUACCUAGUAAUACCAUCUCGGAUCCUUCAAAACCAAAGACUUGCCUCAGCACUUGGGUGGGAACACCUAGCUGAUGACCACCCCUCCCCCGCCCCCCUCACUGAUUCUCUUUAUGGAAAGCAGUCCAUGAUUCUCAACACAGGCUUUAACCAACUGGACACCUUGUUAAGUUCCAGAGGUCAAAAUGGAGGCAUUCGCUGUCUAACCACCACUGAGAGAGAGCCGCUGACCGAGAUCCCCCUGAAAAAUCGGAAAAGCAGUGAGGCGAGAGUGGAGGGUGCUCUUAGCUGGUCAAGGACUUUUGCUUUCUUUAUUGUUUCUUUUCGCUUCUUUUUCUUCUCUCCUGAUGGGACUGUCCCUUUCCCUCGUUUCCUCCUUUUCCACGCUUGUAGGUGGCUUGGGGUGCGCGAUCAUGCUGUUCUUACUCAGUCCAACAGGUGUGUGAUGAGUUAACAAGAAAUAACACUGAGAACUAGCUUUGAAUAAUAAUUUUUUCCCUUUGUACAUGACCUGCUGAAUUUCGGUACAGUGUUUUUGUAGCUAACUUAUUUUGUCAUGCACAUGAUGUAUAUUUGUUAUGCACUACUUUUGUAUAUCUUGUUUUUCCAACAGUGAACAUUUUUAGGCACACUUUUCACUGACGGGAUAUCUCUUUAUGCAAUACCUCAAUUUUUCAUAUUGCAAAGAGUAGCUUUUUGUACUUUUAUUACUGAGAGAUCUUCAUAUACUUCAUUUUUUAAUAUAAAUAAUUUUAAUAAAUUUUAUUUUCUUAUAUUCUGCUUUUUAUACAUUUCAGUGCUCUGCAUCCAUUUUAAUUAUGAAUGUCGUGCACUGGCAAUGCUAUUUUAGAGUGCAGAGAAGAGAAAGCAUGUUGCUUCAACAUCCUUCCCCAGCACCAACUUAUUGGUGGACCUAUCAUUAAGAAAUAGUCUAUGUAAAGUCACAAAUUAAUGAAAAAAAAUUCGCAUGAAAAUGACAGAUAACACUGUAGUUCCUUUAAAAAUAAAAAAGAUUCAAUGCAUACGCCUAGGGUAGAAAUUUAAAAUGGCAAAAAAUUAUCUACAGCUUCUUACUAAGUUUUUAAAAUUAUUCAUAAAGCAGACAUUUUUGGUGAAUGUUUAGCCAUUUUUAAUAUGAAUAAAUUGAUGUUAAGUGUUUGAUUCAGAGAUGUCUGCUCUUUUAAAUUCUAUAUAAAGAGAGAGAGAGAGAAAAAAAAACUAGCCUGCCGUGGGACAGGUGUGUGAUGUUAGUUUGCAUGACUAAUGUAAGAACUUGUUAUUCUACUAAAUACUUAUUUGUGAUUGUGUGACAAGCGUGUUUACAGAUUAUUUGAUUACACUUCAAUUUACAGGGCAUAAACAAUGAUUAUCUAUUACUCUGAACUUUUUUGAUUACGUGUCCUUCAGAUUACAUGGGAUUGUAGUUGGGAGUUACCAUGUAACUCAAAACAUAACUAACAUGUAAUUAGUUUACAGACUGUAGGGUAUCACUUCACUUUACCAAGCAUGUAGUUUAGCGCACUAGCAUGGCACCAGCCAUGUACUUACAAUGUAGUUACAGAGUAAUUACAUGGUUAUUUUUGCAAUGUAAAAUAAAGUGUUUCUGAUUAUUUUCUAUGUAAAGGAACCCCCCUCCCUUCUCCCCUCUGCGCCCCCCCCCUUACCCCCACGCUUUGGUAUAAGAUAUAUACUUCUCCAUACACAGACCUCUGCAGAAUGCAAAAUGAAACUUGCAGUGAAUGAACUUAGCAUUUUAAGAGAGUACUGUUGGAAAGACUUGAUAAUUCACCCCUUUUGUUUUGAAGAGUUGAAUCUUCUGUUAACAAGGUGAUUUAAAACUUGAAUGUGAUGAAUUGUGGCAAGUUAACUUCAAGUUAUGUGCAAUACUUAUGUCAAACUUUGGAGAGAUCUUUGCAAUGUAAUUCUUUGUUCUUAAUUGCAGACAUUUAAAAAUGUCAUUUUCUACUGUUAAGAGUGAUCCUCUUUCUUGCUGGUGUUUCUAAAGAAAAGAAUCAGAAAUCAAUCUUUCUACUAAUGUAAAUUUGAGAUUAUUUUUAAAAAAUGGAAUAAAAGAGGUUUUGGUCAUUUGCUUUAUUUUAUUAUCUUAUUUUAAAGCUACUGUGAUUGAUAGCAUUGUAAGAAUUGGGACAAUAUUGUAUUCAACUGUUUUAUUUUUUAUAUUUUUAAAAUUUAAAGUAUAAUUAGUUUUUAUAAUUUUCAUCAGAUUUUUGUUAUAUUUUUUGGAAGUGAAACUUUUAGCAAGUGAGUGUCUAGUUUCUACCAAUCCCUAAUGUUUUUUUUUCCCCAGUGUAUUGCUCAUAUUAUCAGAAGGAAAAGUUAUUUAAGUAUGUCAGUUAAUUGUACUACUUGGCUGAAUUUCCAUAUAGUUUUUACUGUGUAUGGGGAGGUUGUAGUAUUUAUUAUAGCAUUUUAAAUAAGGGUAAUUCAUUUUUUUAUUAAAGUCAUUUUCACGUUAAGUUCCUAUUUUUGUAUGUUCUACUCUUAAGUUAUAUAACACAGUUCCUUUUUUAAAAAAAAGAGUUCAUUUGUUGAAGUGCUAGUGAAAAUUAAUGUUAUUAAAUAGUUUGCAAAUGACUAUUUAUACCAGUAUGCAUAUAAUUUUUAAAUAUUUGUAAUGUGAGAUGUUGAAUGAAUAAAAACUUUUAACUCA